This is a messenger RNA of Trichoderma breve, 1215 nucleotides long. Its product is annotated as cryptococcal mannosyltransferase 1 domain-containing protein. Lineage: Eukaryota; Fungi; Ascomycota; Sordariomycetes; Hypocreales; Hypocreaceae. Bases 1 to 1215 code for a protein of 404 amino acids. The record is from RefSeq and is a predicted model, not a curated record. The transcript has 3 exons.
AUGCGUACGAGAUUGUUGAUACUGGCAGCUCCAUUGAUCGCGGGCUUCAUUGUCGCUACAACUCUGUUAAUGGGAAGGGAUCGAUUUGCGCGACCUUUGUUUCAACAGGACGCUGAUGAUAGAAGACCCAAGACACCGGAGCUAAAGCCUACUCUUGAUGGUUGGUACUCUGCUCUUGGCCCUCGUUGUUUCUUUUCGCAAACACAACCAGCUUUGGCUGACCCUUCUCGAUCUCCCAGUCUAGAAUGUCCUGCGAUCAACAGAACACGAUAUGGCUCGCUCAAUAGCAAACUUCCUUCCGAUCCCGCCAUCAAAUACUUCUUCGCCCUCAACUUGCGACAAAACUUGCCUUUGUUACCCCAACUAAUAGGCAGCAUUGUCGAAGCGAUUCGUUUUCUCGGCCCGACACAAUGUGUACUGUCCAUAGUUGAAGGCAACUCUCCAGACGGCACCGCCGAUGUACUUGCUGCUCUCCGGCCAGCCCUUGAGAGUUUAAGAGUCACAUAUUAUUUCGAGUCAUCUGCAAUUGAUCCAAGCAAGGACAACCGUGUGGCGCGCCUUGCACAGCUUCGAAACAAAGCAUUAGCACCGCUCCUGGACUUGCAUGGUAAAGCGACAAGUGAUACAACCGUCAUCUUCCUCAACGAUGUAUCCGCAUGUUCCGAAGAUAUCCUCGAGCUUGUCCAUCAAAGAAAUGUUCUUGGUGCCGAUAUGACAUGCGCCAUGGACUGGACAUAUGUUGGCGAGCACCCUACCUUUUACGAUGUAUGGAUUGCCCGCACAAUCCAUGGCGAUUCUUUCUUCGAAAUCCCCCCGGACGGGAAUUGGAACUCGCGUCCCUUUCAAGUAUUCUCGUGUUGGAACGGCGCUACAGCAUUCACAGUCCAGCCAAUUUUAGAAAAGACUGUAGAAUUUAGGGCAGCGAAUGAAACCGCUGGUGAAUGCAGACAAGGUGAGCCGCAGUUAUUUUGCAAAGACCUCUGGUUCAAGGGCUACCGCAAAAUCGCCGUCGUUCCGUCCGUAAACCUUGAGUACUCUGUGGAAAAAGCAAAGAAGAUCAAGGAAGCCAAGGGAUUUACGUCUGACACAGUCUCGAAACAAGAGCCUGAGGGCGAUAAAAUAGAAUGGCGGCUCGAUCCUCCAAGUAUGGUGAAAUGCAUGCCUACCUGGGAGAAUCAGUAUUGGCAGUCGUGGAAUGAGACUUUGAAGCCGUAG